AUGUAUACACAUAUGUGUGUGUGUAAUAUAUAUGAAUAUAUAUGUAUAUAUAUAAAACAGUAUGAUACAUACUUUUUGUAGCCUGUCUUUUUUAACUUAAUGUAAUAUUAAUGUUUUAUCAUGUCACUAAAUAUUAUUUUACAAAAUUAUUAUUACUUUUUAAAGAUUUUAUUUUAUUUUAAGUAAUCUUUACACCCAAUGUGGGACUUGAACUCACAAUUCUGAGAUCAAGAGUUGCAUGCUCCACCAAUUAAGCCAGCCAGGGGCUCCUACAAAAAUUUUUGAAAAUAUUUUUUAAAUUAUUAAAACAAUUUUUUGUUAAUAUUUAUUUACUUUUGAGAGAAAAACAGAGUGUGAGCAGGGGAAGGGCAGAGAGAGAGGGUGACACAGAAUCUGAAAUAGGCUCUAGGUUCUGAGCUGUCCACACAGAGCCCAAUGCAGGGCUCAAACUCAUGAACUGUGAGAUCAUGACCUGAGCCAAUGUCAGAUGCUCAACUUACUGAGCCAUCCAGGUGCCCCCCAAAUUAUUUUUAAUUACUGUACAUAUAUGUAUGUACUGUGAUGUAAAUAUCUAUGUAUUGUUGAGUGUCAAGAAAAUUUUGAAAUUUUACUUAUAGACGAAUAAUGCCAUGGUAAAUAUUUUUGUAUAUAAACCCUGUGCACACCUUUGGUUCAACAAAACGAGUUUAUUGAAUAGUUACUAUGCAGCAGGUAUUGUAAAGAAGUUAUAAUAAAGCCAUUUCUCUCCAGGAGUCAUAAUUGGGGGAGGGGAAGCUCUAUUCUACCUUCGGUUCUUUAGAAUAGGAGCUGGUGGGUUAGUUCCAGGGUACACAUUCCAGGUUUGGUUGCUAAGGUGUAAUUGUUUCUCAAUAAUUGGGUAGUAUUCCCAGGAGACACUUCUAUGCCAUCUCAACUGCUUCCUCAUAGUGCUGUUGUCCAUCUGGUGUGGGCAAGAAGGAGAGAAACAGGGACUGGAGCAGGGUCAGGCCUAGAGAGAAGUUAUGGUAGGUUCUUCAGAGAUCACGGACAGGAACUUGGAUGUCUCAGAAAAGAACAUCAAGGACUUUAUGGAGGCACUCCAAGUUGCUGGUCAGUUGUCAGCAGACAAUGUCUUACAAACGCUCAAGUUGCUGAAAGUCAAAAUCCUAAAUAACAAGAUGGCAACUCCACGAUGCCAGAAGGUGACAGAUAUCAUCGUUGACUACAUGAAGACCAUGAAGCCAGAGGGAGAACUGGAGGAGUUGUGCACUGAAGUCCUAUUGGCUCUGGGGUUCCAGUCUCCAGGAAUAGUCAUCUUCAAGCUGUGGGACAGAUGGCAUUUGAACAACUUGCCCCCAAACGGUCUCCUGGUUGCAGUGGGGAGACUCAUCUUCUGCCAGGGUGCAGACCCCUACAUUGGUGUCACAUGGGAAUAUAUACUGCACCUUCUGAGGAUGGCCCAAAAGGAGGAUGACAUGUUGGCAGUAUGUCAUGUGCUCAAAGGAUUGGUCAUCAGUGCCCGGAAACAUCUGGAUCUGGGUACUAAGAAUGAUGAAAUGAUGGACAUCACACAAGAGGCACUGUCCAUCAAGGCUUACCUCACCCUUCGGGUUCUCUUCAAUCGUUGGUCCCUGAGGAGCAACAACAAGGUGACAGAGGAAACUCUGGUGAUAAUUGGCCAUCUCUUCUUCCUCAUUCCACCAUCCAAACUCAAGAAUCAAGUGAACCGUUUAACCCGAUGGUUAAUGACUUUGAUGUCUGCAAAAGUGGCACCUUUCUACAUUUCCCAGUGUAUCUUCCAACUUAUAGAUGCUCUGGCUCUUAGUGGCUGUGGAGGUAUAAACUUGGAAUCCCAGCUGGGAAAUAUUAUAGGCAUGCUGUUCAAACAGCUGAGUGAAACAGUUGAGGACUCAAAUCAUCACUCUGUACAGAACCACAGCCUUGCCCUGAAGACCUUCUAUAUCCUGACCAAGUUAUAUAAUGAUCGGGUGGUAACCUUAAUACGAGAGAAUGUGGAAUCCAAGGAUCCAGCCAAGAUAGUAUCAACCAUUCAAAUUUUCACAGAUGUGCUCCAGAAAGUGCCCCAGACAGAGCAACUGAAGAAUGAGGUGAUGCAUUCAGUCAUAAUCAUGAUUCAGGAGGAUCUCAAACCAGUGCGAAGGGCCCUCCUGAACUUCAUCGAGAUGCUGAUCCAGCAUGACUACUUGGCCCUGCCCCAGGGGAGCAUCAUCAUCAACUAUGUCAUCAAGCUCAGCGUGUCUGACUGCUCAAAUGAAGAGGACAUCCAACUAACGUGUUCCAAAAUCCUACAGAUGGUAACCUUGCCCAAACUGAUCACCUUGGUAUGCCAGCCCAGCAACACCUUGGCCUUCGUGCCCCUGAGUAAGAUGGCCACGAAAAUGGCUCUGAGGGCCCGUUCCCUGGGCCAGGUUCCCUACCUCAGCAGCUUUCACCUCAGGCCUACCCAGUUCAUCUCCCCACAGAAACUCCUGACCCAUCUUGUGAUGUUUUCCCUGAAGCCCUAUAGAGAAGGGGAGUUUGGUGUAAGCUCUCUAAGGCUACUAUAUGCCCUGCAUCCUAUCACCUCCCUGCACCCCGUUAUCAACUCGAAUGUGGGCCAGCUGUGGAUGACGGAGAUCCCACAGAUGUUGCAGAUGCUGGAUGAUCACACUGAGAAGAGCCUGAAUCAGGAGGAGUGGGAAGACAGGCUGCUCCAGUUUUCAAGUCAGUCAUUAUUGGCUAUCAGUGAUGACAGCUGGCUGGAGCAACUCAUUAAGGUUGUCUUGGAGAGGAUAAAUUAUUUCAAUGAUGAUGAUGAGGAGGAGAAGGCUUUUCUAUAUAAAUUCUUGGGCUUCACCCUGCGGACCUCGAGGAAUAUAAAAAUGGUGCAGAUGAUGCUCUCUGCCAUCCUACAAACUGUCCAUGAAGAGCUGCAUGAGAGGGAGGGCAUUGCUGUGGCGCUCAGUAUCGUGUCCAUGAAACAUCUGAAGGUAACCCUGGACCAACUGCAAGCAUAUAGUGCUAUACUCACUGAAAAGAACUCAUCAUCCAUCCUCAAACUGAUGAAGGAACAUCAGCAAAGGGAAUGGGGGCUGGUCUGUAACAUCAUCUACUUAAGCUAUAGCAAGAUUAUUUCAGAGAGCAAGGGAGCCAUCUUCAUGCAUUUAGAUGACAUCCUGGCCAUGGUCCUGCAACACUACCGCAACUGUAUUGUAGAAAAGGAUAAGAACCUGACGUUGGAGUACCUGGAUGCCCUGACCAAGCUAAUAAACAUCUUGAGCAGCCAGCCCAUGGCCUUUCAAUUCAAGUUCCCUCAGAAAAUAGAAAUUGUAACCUUUAUGAUGGAGUUAAUCAGGGAGGAGCCAUUGAAUUCCAUCUCCAGUUCCAUUAGGCAGAGGGCAAUGAACUUCAUCACUAACUUCAGGAAGCUCCAUCCCCUCACAGAGGUGGAAGAAAGAACAGAGCUACUCCAAACGUGCUUUCAGAGUGUGCUAUGCCUGCCAUCCACAGAGGAUUUGCAGAAGGAGGCAUCCAGUUCCCAGGAAGCCCAGGCCACUGAAGAUUUGCUCAUGGAGACCCUUCAAUCCCUCCUAAGGCUAAUGGAGACACUUAUUGUUGAGAUGCCUUCUCAGAUCCAGUACUGUUUGGAGCAUCUGAACAUAUGGCUGAAUUCCCAGAACGACAAUGAGAGGGAACGGGCCAUGUGGUGUGCUGCCCGUAUUCUUGGCUUCACUGCAAAAUGGAACAACUUUGGAGUGGAGAUCAAGUUCUCUCGGUUGGGGUGGUUGGUAAGGCUGCUGGCCAUGCGCUGCCAGGACCCAGUGGACAACAUCUGCUUCCUGUCUUCACAGGCAGUCUACAACCUCUACCGUAUCCUCCUGCUGCAAAAGCAGAUGCAAAGGAAAAAACAGGGCUUAUGGGAAGAAGAGGGCAAGAGUGAAGUCUAUAGCGCCAACGUGUUCUAUAACAACACCUUUGAGAUUGCCAAGGCAUUUGCAGAGUACUUCACCGAGAUGCAGCUCACCCACCUGGUGCUGACGGCCAUGGAGGGUCUGACUGACAGCAAGGCCACGGUGUCUCUGGCAGCAGCCCAGCUGAUGAGUGCUGUCAUGAAAGAACGGGGCAGAGAUAUGAUAAAGAUUGAAGAAAUUGUGGAGGGGAUUGUGGGACGGCUCAACUUACAGCUGGAGCCCAACACGAAGGAGGAGACAAUGCGGGCCAUGUGCUUGCUGGCUGGCAACAACACCCACAGGGUUGUGCCCAUGCUGCUCAACAAGACCCUGCCUUGGGACAGAACCAAUCUGGCCCUUUGGAAGGCAUUUGGCACCCGGCGAGAGACCACAAUCAGCGUCCUGCAGCUGCUCAUAGGCAUCCUGGAAAAGCUCCACUCCAGAGAGGAAUCUAGGGAGAUGGCCUUCCAGCCUGUGGCGGUGACAUGUGCUUUGUGUGAGAUGCUGUCAGGGUCCCUGUGCCAGGAGGCUGUCCAGGAGCUCUACCCCCGGCUGUUGCUGGCUAUACUGCAUCAUCUCUACUGGGUGAUUGAACAAAACGUCCCCCAGAAGAUGGUGGUCUACAACAGGGAGGAGGGCCCAGGCCGCAAAAGCAAGCCCUUUGAUCCUACUAGUUGUGCCUUGGAGGUAGUGAAGCUGGUGUUCGUGGCAGCUGCAUAUGAAGGAGUGGUGGUCUAUGCAAAUCAGCAUCACUGCUGGGACCUUCUGUCCAGCCCCAAGUGUUACUACAUAGGGAUCAUGGACCUGACAAGUGGCAUUGUGAAGAACUGUGAACCUGCCAUCCUGCAUCGAAUCCUCAACCUCAUCAGGAACAUCCUCUAUAGCUCCAACUAUCACAGGAGGAUUCUGGCCAGGACUUUCUAUGCACAGCUGCUCUGGCACCGAUCAGUGGCUCAGACUGUGGGGCAAGACUUUUUGGGCAAUCUAAUCAAGUGGACCAACGAGCCCAACAUCAUUAUGAAAGAAGUUGGGCUCCGUGGAAUCAGUAACCUCGCAUUGCACCCAGGACAAUCAGAAUCUCUGAAGAGCCAGGUUCCAUUCUUGCGAGACUUCCUGAAGAAUGAGGCACGAGUGACAAUGCAGGCAGUAAAGAGCCUACGGAACAUCAUCUGCUUUGGGAAGCAACAGAACACCAAGGUGGUAUUUUGCAGCAUCUCCAAGCAGCUGCGUCCACUCAUCAAUGAUGAGAGGGACCUGGUGAAGAUCUCGGCCACCUCUGCCCUGGGCCAUAUGCUGCAUCGAGUUCACAAAUUCAAGCCGGGAGCCAUCACCCGAAGAGAGAUCUACAGUUUUCUAGUCCCGCUGCUGCUUAGCAUUCAGGAUAAUAACACCGAGGUAGUCAAGGCCUGUGGAGGGGCCCUGACUGAAUGGACUAAGGUGAUUGGCUGGUCAUCACUCACACAGACAUUCCAGCACACCACCCUCAGUGAUCACAUCCAGGUAUUGGAAGAAACGUGCAAGUACCUGGUGAGCACAAAAAAAAUACAGCUUGUGGGGGAGUUUCUGUCCCAGAGCUUCGACUUCCUGACGAGCCCUCAGUCCUUCCUACGGGAAGCUGCCAUCAACUUCAUAGGAUUAACAAUUAAGAGGUUAACCAUGAAACGAAUUCACGAGGAUGAUGUGGAGCUGUUACAGAAUGCUAUUGGAAGCCUGAGGAAUGAUCCUGUGGAAUCUAUCCAGUCUUUGGUCACUACUACCCUGAAAAACCUUGAUGAAUAUCUUAAUCCCGAGUCUAUCUCUGCUUCCAGGAUGAGCCAGCUGAGCAAUAACAUCUUCAAAGUCACUGGCAUGAAAACCUCAGAAAGAAAGAAGCGACUGUUUAAGACUGUCAAACAGGAAAGAGAUGAUGAUGACAAUCAGAAAAAGAAUAUCUGGAAUUGGCUUCGAGGCCCUCUAAAUUCCUUGUGCAACUGGCACAAUAGGAGGGUGAAAACUACUCCACUCAUAAUAGGCAAUUCAGAUAAAUAAUCAAUAUGGUCACAGGUCCCAACAUCUGAAAGUCCACCUACAGAAGCUGGACCUGCCCCUAAAUAAGUUGCACCUAACUGCUCUGGGACUGAAGCCUUUUCCAUUUGUUGUCCAGAUAAGCAGUACUUUGAUUCACAGUAGCUCUCCUACCUUUUUCCAACUGGACGGGCUACCUGGGAUUAAACCCAAGGAGGCGGUUUUGAUCCUAGAAGGCACAGUAUGUGUCUCUCCCUAGGGGAUUGUUGGCUAUCAGCAUAUACAUUUGUCAAUAAAACUUAUUUUCUCGUCCUAAGACAAGGUGACUUUCAUCCUAGUUUUGGGGGAUUGGGGGUAAACCUGAGUGACAGGGACAGCUUUGUAUCUCCUUCAACCUUCAGGUAAAAUUCCAAAUGACGAGAGUGAGGAGGAGUAGGAUGGUGGAACAGCACACCCUCUGGUUUCUGAUCUUUUUCCCCCCACCGCCUCACACCUUGGAUGAAAUUCCCAGGACUGACACACUUACAUGGGCACAUUCAGAUUUCAGGUUGGAACAGAAAAAGGUAGGCUGUGGGUGUAAACAGUGGAGUGGCAGUAACACCAGCCCCACCUCUCUCACUUAAAAAAGCACAUCAGAUUGCAACAGAGUAAGUGACAUUCUUGUGGGGAUAAGUUUGAGUCCAUUCUAAUUUGUUUUUAAAAAUCACUCUAGGGGUGCCUGGCUGGCUCAGUUGGAAGCGCAUGUGACUCUUGACCUUGGAGUUGUGAAUUCAAGCCCCAUGUCGGGUGAAGAGAUUACUUAAAUUAAAACACACACACACACACACACACACACACACUUGGGGUGCCUGAGUGGCUCAGUCACUUAAACAUCUGGCUCUUGAUUUGGGCUCAGGUCAUGAUCUCACAGUUUCAUGGGUUCGAGCCCUGCAUCGGGCUAUGUGCUGACAGUGCAGAUCCUGCUUGGGAUUCUCUCUAUCCUUCUCUCUCUCUACCUCUCUCCUGCUCAUGCUCUUUCUCUCUCUCAAAAUAACUUAGAAAACAACACUUAAAAAUCACUCUAAAACUCAGACUUGAAUCCUUGCUCCCUCUCCCACAUAACCAUUAUUAGUGACUGGUUCUUUUAUCCUACCUCAGAGCUCUGCACUUCACUGCUGUGCGUCUGACGUCUCAUCUAGAAAUGGCCUUGAUAAUACUGCCUGUGGAUCCUCCAGUAUUUUUUCUCCCCUUCUUUUUUUUUUUAACUGUGUGUUUGGUUGCCUAGAAAAAGGAAUAUGUUUCCUAACCUGCCUUGCUGCUAGGUCUGACCCACCCAGGUGGGUGGAAGAGAAAGUAGCAUAUCUGACUUCCAAGACAUGUUCUUCAAGGGC
Messenger RNA from Panthera uncia (snow leopard), 7303 nucleotides. Its product is annotated as maestro heat-like repeat-containing protein family member 1. Lineage: Eukaryota; Metazoa; Chordata; Mammalia; Carnivora; Felidae. The transcript is spliced from 41 exons. Bases 1002 to 5957 code for a protein of 1651 amino acids. Gene Ontology annotation, cellular component: cytoplasm. The record is from RefSeq and is a predicted model, not a curated record.